AUGGCCAACGGUGUACACGUCGAAAAGGUCACGGCUACGAGCUCGGGGCUAGAUGAAUCACAAGGUGCCAUACGCGCGAUGCUAAGCAAGGACAAGACCGCCUACCGCAUUACUGCAAACGACUACUCUCAGCACUGGGACGACAAAGGGGUCUCGCACGAGACGGAUGAGGUCCGACGUGCGCGAGCAGACGCCUACGCCGAGCUGACGGGUCAGUACUAUGACAUAUCCACGGAUGUCUACGAGCACGCGUGGGGCGAGUCAUUUCACUUCUGUCGGUUUGCACGUGGGGAGAGUUUUGCGCAGGCCAUUGCCCGCCAUGAGCACUACCUUGCCGCCUGCAUCGGCAUUCGGAGGAACAUGCAGGUGCUGGACGUUGGGUGCGGUGUAGGAGGUCCGGCUCGCGAGAUGGUCACAUUCACCGGGUGCCGUGUGACCGGCCUCAACAUCAGCGAGUACCAGCUCAAACAUGCCAGGGCUUACGGCGAAAGGAACGGGCUCUCACACCGGCUCGACUUCGUCCAGGGCGACUUCAUGAAGAUGCCAUUUCCUGAUGCUUCAUUCGACGCCGUGUAUUCCGUGGAAGCAACAGUUCAUGCUCCUUCGCUACGGCGAGUGUACAGUGAGAUUCACCGCGUCCUGAAGCCAGGUGGACGAUUCGGCAUCUAUGAGUGGGUCAUGACGGACGCGUUUGACAACGAAAACAUCGACCAUCGGCGCAUUCGUCUGGCGAUUGAGAAGGGCUACGGCAUCGCAGCCAUGGUCAAGAUGUCGGAUGCUCUCGCUGCCUUGCAGGAGUCCGGCCUGGAGCUGGAGUCGGAGUACGACCUGGCGGUCAACGAGGGGAAUCUCGACGUCGCGCCGUGGUACUGGCCCAUGGGAGGUGACAUGAGGCACGCUCAGACCGUCUGGGAUGUCCUAUCCCUACUGAAGAAGAACAGGUACGGGGCAAUGGUCACCGCGCGCCUCUUGGGCCUACUCGAAACGGUUGGUAUCGCUCCGGCUGGCAUUAAAAGGACUGUAGACAGUAUGGGUGAGGGCGCAGAUGCGUUGGUCACAGGCGGUAAACAAGGUUUGUUUACGCCUAUGUACCUUAUGGUUGGACGAAAACCAUAUGUUUAA
This is a messenger RNA of Anthostomella pinea, 1122 nucleotides long. NCBI's taxonomy places the organism in Eukaryota, Fungi, Ascomycota, Sordariomycetes, Xylariales, Xylariaceae. The record is from the annotation of a GenBank genome assembly.